Doryrhamphus excisus (bluestripe pipefish) is the source of this 2289-nucleotide messenger RNA. NCBI's taxonomy places the organism in Eukaryota, Metazoa, Chordata, Actinopteri, Syngnathiformes, Syngnathidae. The record is from RefSeq and is a predicted model, not a curated record.
UUUUUCGCUUUCCGUAGUCGAGUGAGUGUUGCAUGCUGGGAAACCACGCGGACUGAGCUCUCGAGUUGUACGUUUGUGUUGCCGGGUCACAGCCGCCAUGUCGUCGUCCAAAGAGAGCGAGGCGGCGGAUGAGCGUUUCACGCGGGUCAAGCGGGACCCUCGCUUCUGGGAGAUGCCCGAGAGAGAACGCAAGGUGAAGAUCGACAAGCGUUUCCAGUCCAUGUUCCACGACGAGCGCUUCAAAGUCAAGUACACGGUGGACAAGCGGGGGCGACCUGUCAAUCACACGUCCACCGAAGACCUCAAACGCUUCUACCAGCUGUCCGACUCGGACGACCAGGAUGAGGAUGAAGAUGAGGAGAGAGGAAGGUCAGCGCAGGGCAAAGGUUCUGAUGAUGAAGAUGAUGAAGAGGCGAGCCAGGCAGGCGAUGACGGGUCCGGUUCGGAUUCAGGAGAUGACAGUGGUCCGGACUUGGCCCGUGGGAAAGGCAACGUGGAGACCAGCUCGGAUGAAGACGAGGAUGAUGACGACGUGGAUUCCGUCCUUCGUCGUGAGGAAGAGGAGAUCGAGCACGAGUGGGGCGAGCUGUGCAAAGACGCGCCACGCGGUGACGAGGUCUCACACAGACUAGCCAUGUGCAACAUGGACUGGGACCGCAUGAAGGCCAAAGACCUGCUGGCCCUGCUCAGCUCUUUCUGUCCCGAGGGCGGGGCCGUGCUGUCAGUCAAGAUCUACCCGUCAGACUUCGGAAAGGAACGACUGAGGUUGGAGGAAGUCCAGGGACCGCCGGAGCUGCAGGCGCUUCCCGACGACUCGGAGGACGACACGGAGGACGACAGGAAGCACAGGGAGAAGAUGAGAGACUACCAGUUCAAGCGCCUGAAGUAUUUCUACGCGGUGGCCGAGUGCGACUCUGCCGCCACCGCCGGCAAAAUCUAUGAGGAGUGCGACGGCUACGAGUACGAGAGCAGCUGCUCCAUCCUGGACCUGCGCUUCGUUCCUGAUGACAUCAUCUUCCACGACCAGCCCAAAGACGCCGCCACCGACAUCAACCUGGCGGCGUACACUCCGAAACUAUUCACCUCGUCUGCCAGUGCCACUUCCAAGGUCCAGCUGACAUGGGACGAGACGGACCACGAGCGCGUGAGCGCCCUCAGCAAGAAGAUGAACAAGAGCGAGCUACUGGAGAUGGACUUUAAAGCCUACCUGGCUUCUUCCAGUGACGAAGAAGACCUCCAUGAUGAGCAGGAAGGCGAGGAACAUCUUCCGGCAUCAGCGGGCAAGCAGGAAGAAGAGAAGAAGAAAAAGAAGAGCGAGGAGCAGCUGUCCAAGUACCGCCAGCUGAUCAAAGGAAUCCAGGACAAAGAGAAGCAGGACAAAGACAUGGAGAUGGAGGUCACAUGGGUGCCAGGGCUGAAGGAGACGACGGAGCAGCUCGUGAGGAAGAAGAUGGAGAAGAAGGAGGUCCUGACGCCAUGGCAGGAGUUCCUGCAGAAGAAGAAAGACAAGAAGAAACAGAAGAAGAAAGAGCAAAAGGAAGCAGCCGAGGAGGAGCUCAGCGACGACGACCUUCCUCCUGACGUGCAGCUCAGCGACCCGUUCUUCAGCGAAGAGCUCACAUCUUCAGACACCAAGAAGAAAAAACGCAAAGACAAGAAGAAGAACCAGGAGGAAGUUGAGCGCACAGUUGAGGAAGAGGAGGAGCUGGAGAGACAAAAGGCCGCUAUGAUGCUGCUGAUGGACGACGACGACGGUGACGAGAAACACAAACACUUCAACUACGACAAGAUUGUGGAGCAUCAGAACCUGAGCAAGAAAAAGAAGAAGAAGAUCAUAAAAAGCGGCCAGCAGCUGACUGAUGAUGACUUCCAGGUGGACGUGAAGGACCCUCGCUUCCAGGCUAUUUUCACUUCCCAUCUCUUCAAUCUGGACCCGUCCCACCCCAGCUACAAGAAGACCAAAGCCACGCAGAGCAUCCUGGACGAGAAGCAACGCCGCCGUCAGGAAGACGAUCUUCUCAAGAUGGAGACCGCAGCGCCAAAGAAGCGUACGAAAGAGCACGACGCCGCGACACCGGCGGACGCCACGUCACGGAAACAAGUGAUGGAGCCGAGCUUGUCUCUGCUCGUUAAGUCCAUUAAAAGCAAGACGGAACAGUUUCAGGCCCGGAAGAAAGCCAAGAUCCUUUGAUGGACUGGACCGUCUCUUUGGACAGAAUGACUUGGCGUCCAUUCGUGACAUGCAUCUCGAUACCAUGGUUUGAUUCCGUGAUAAAGAUAUGAUCGCUA